Raphanus sativus (radish) is the source of this 1866-nucleotide messenger RNA. RefSeq lists its product as uncharacterized. Gene Ontology annotation, molecular function: protein binding. The coding region runs from base 142 to 1590 and encodes 482 amino acids. Lineage: Eukaryota; Viridiplantae; Streptophyta; Magnoliopsida; Brassicales; Brassicaceae. The transcript has a single exon. The record is from RefSeq and is a predicted model, not a curated record.
ACGUGUAAUAGAGCAAUAAGUUCACGUACCACAAGGUCCUAUCAUGUUAUCAUUUUCCAACACCACACCACCACCACCGUUUCACCCAUCAUAUAAUCAAAAAUCUUUAAGACAGAACACACUUUAACUUUAACUAAAAACAUGGAGAAACUCUCUUACAACUCCUAUCCAAACUCAACCGACUCAUCUCCUCGAUCUCGCGAGAUCGAUUUCGACAACCCUUCGCCAUGGGACGAUCAGAACCACCACAACCAACAGAGCUACAAAGUGAGGUUCAUGUGCAGCUACGGCGGCAAGAUUCAGCCGCGUCCUCACGAUAACCAGCUUACUUACGUCAACGGUGAGACCAAGAUUCUCUCCGUAGAUCGCGGGAUCAGAUUCCCCGUCUUGGCCUCCAAGCUCUCCGCCGUGUGCGGCGGCGAUGGAGACGUUUUGUUUAAGUAUCAGCUUCCGGGAGAGGAUCUAGACGCGUUGAUCUCCGUUACCAACGAUGAUGAUCUCGAGCACAUGAUGCAUGAGUACGAUCGCUUGCUUCGUGUGUCGUCUAAGCCUGCGAGGAUGCGUCUGUUUCUCUUCCCGGUUGUUUCUUCCGGUGGGUUUGGAUCGGAGGGCUCUACUCAUUCGGAUCGUGAUCGGUUCGUUGAGGCGUUGAAUACAGGUAUUAACCGGUCUGAACCGGAUAAAACCGUAACCGCUCCGUUGAAUAGUGCUGAUUUUCUGUUUGGGACGGAGAAAGUUGCGGUUUCUCCGCCGGCGGCGGCGGCGGUACCGGUGGUGAUGGAGCAUCAUCCGCCGGUGAUCCAACCGGAUCACGCGGCGGAGAUGCACAAUCAAAUGCUUGAGUUUCAGAGGAUGCAAGUUAGGGAUCAAGAACAGUUACUUCAACAGCAAGAAGCUGUUUAUAGAAGGAAGAGUGAAGACGGUUUAAUCUUCUCUCCGCCCUACGCACCGCCGCCGCAGAUGACGGUUCAACAAAACAAUACACAAGCUCCUCCAAUGACCUUCUGGCAAGGAAACCACAAUAACACAGGAGGUACGUAUCCAACAACCGCUCCGGGAAUGGGAUUACCGGAGCAGCCGGUAUACAUGAUUCCAGCUCCAGCUCCAACUCCAACACCACAUCAGGGAGGACCUGUAUACCACGCGCCAGGGGUCGUGAGACCAGUACAAGGAAACCAAGGUGGCUACUACCCUCAGGUACAGAGGAUACCUUCGGAUACUUACAGGGAACAGCACCAAGCUGCCUACAACGUAGCUCAGCAGCCACCAGUAGGAGCGAGGGCACCACCACAACAACAACAACAACCUCUACCUUUUACCUCCGUUCCGCCUCAACCGCAGUACUCUGCCGUUCAGCCGCCGCGUCAAGUGGUGGGAUUGCCAGAUACAACGGCGUAUACUCAGGUGAAUUACGCUGGAGGAAUGGGGAAACAAGUUUACUACACGGAGGGACCACCUCCACAGUACCAUGGAGGCGUUGGCUUACCUUUGAAUGGUAUGAGCGAAUUUAGAACCGGACCAGACGGUAAGCCUGUUGUUAUGAACAUGUCACCUAAAGUUUCAUCACAGAGUUCAGAUUCAGCAGUGUGAUGAGGUAACCAGAUUAUUGUUAAAACCAUUUCAAGUUUCAUCAUCAUCAUCAUCAUCAUCAUAUAAUAGUGUAAUUGAGAUUACUUUGGUAUUUGAAUGUCUCAUAAAUAAUAUUUACUUUCGUUUUAAUCUACUUUAUAAAGUUCUUGAUUCUGAAAUUUCUAUAACUUGUUGUCUUAUUUUCAUGAACCUUGUCUCUUCUGCAUGCACUUUUUCUUUUCUUUUCCUUUUGCCUAUGUCAACAAGAUUAUUACGUAAUUUGAUUAAAUUGCUCGA